This is a messenger RNA of Cuscuta campestris, 2959 nucleotides long. The record is from the annotation of a GenBank genome assembly. Lineage: Eukaryota; Viridiplantae; Streptophyta; Magnoliopsida; Solanales; Convolvulaceae.
UCGUUUCUUACAUGGGUGCAUGCAUUUGAAAUUUUUUUCCAAUUAUUCAGAAAAAAAAUCUCGCAUUUAGUUUAACAUUUUCAAAUUUAUUCUAAAUUAUUAAAAAAUUAUUUAAGGUUGUCCUUAAUGCUUCACAGAAGCAUGUCCGUGAUGCUACCUGGCGUGUAUCACAUCAACCGAUCAACGUGACUCCUUGUGAACACCGUCCCUCUUUGAUGGUGGCAUUUUUUUUUUCCAUUUAAGUUAAACAAAAUCCAGACUAAAAGCAAAUUGAGCAAAUGACUUCCAAUUGACACUCAAUGCUUGCUAUGCCAAAAUGUUGUGGAAGAUAGACAUCAUCUUUUUUGCACUUGGUCCUAUACUAACUAGCUUUAUAUGAGAGUCUAUGUUUGGAGUCAAUACCAUUUUGGUGGAGGCAAAUUGUUGAGCAACUUCAAGGCUACAAUCCGAUCACCGGAGCCGCCGGAAUCCGAAUCAAAGAGUUGGGUUGUAGGAAGUGGACGAAAAGGGAACGGUAAAAAUUCAAACCAUAUCCCCACCUAACCCUUCACGAUGAAUCUUUUACGAUCGCAGUGCCACCAAAAUUUCCGCUCGCCUUUACGACUAAGAUUUACCGCGAUUUUUCCAUCUCCUAACUACCUUCUGCAACUACUCGCUCAUGUAUUAUGAGCGCAUUUAAGGCCUCCUUCUUCAUCCGAGAGCUCUACUGCCCCAACCCUUUUUAUACCCGAUUCAUUUCUCGUAAAGGCCCGAGCUUUGCAUUUUCCCUGUCUCGAUUAUACUCUUCUUCUGUUCAAAGGUAUACCUCAAAUAUGGAUCUGGUUAAAGAAGUAGCCAGCAAAGGAACUGAUUCUGCAGGGAGAAUUGCAAUCAGUGCUGAUCAGAAGUCAUGCAGUUACCUCCAACUGAUCUCAUGUGCUAAGAGGAUUUGCAGUCUGUUAACAAAUCUCGAUCUGAAAACCGAGGAUAAAGUUAGGCAGACUAGUGAUCUUGGCGGAGCAAGAAUUGGAAUCAUAGCCAAACCAUGUGCUGAGUUUGUUGCGGCAAUACUUGGUACUUGGCUCAGCGGAGGUGUUGCAGUCCCUCUUGCUCUGAGCUACCCAGAAGCUGAGCUGCUGCAUGUGAUGAAUGAUUCGGACAUCUCUAUGAUCUUGAGUACCGAAGAUCAUCAUGAACUUUUGAAAAGUAUUGCAGUUAAAACUGGGGCUCAGUUGUCUCUCCUUCCUACCAUUCCAAGCGUGCAUUCACUGCCCCCAUCUGAUCAUAACCAAUUGCCAAAAUCGGAAAAUUGUGAUGAUGGAGGUUUAUUAAAAAUAGAGUUCUCCCACAACAUUAAAGGUGAGGGCCCCGCAUUGAUAUUAUACACCAGUGGUACAACAGGGAGGCCUAAAGGAGUUGUGCACACACACAAAAGCAUCCUAGCACAGGUACAAAUGUUAACAGAUGCAUGGGAAUAUACAUCUGAUGACCACUUCUUGCAUUGUCUACCCCUACAUCAUAUCCACAAGCACCACAAUUGUUUAUCUCUUAGUCAAACCUCUGUUUCAUUUAUGCCAUAUUGCCAUUCAUUCAUGUUUAUAAGCAAGCUUCAUGGAGCUGAUCCUUAACUUCUAACUUUACACGUUCAUGGGCUUUUCAAUGCUUUAUUGGCCCCUCUCUAUGCUGGAUCUAAGGUUGAAUUUCUUCCGAAAUUCAGUGUGAGGGGAGUAUGGCAGAGAUGGCGCGAAUCAUAUCCAAGUGAUGGGACUAAAUCUCAUGAUGCCAUUACAGUUUUCACUGGUGUUCCUACCAUAUAUACACGAUUAAUACAAGGUUAUGAAGCAAUGGACCCAGAAUUACAAUCUACUUCUGCUUCAGCUGCAAGUCACUUGCGUCUUAUGAUGUGUGGCUCAUCUGCACUUCCACUUCCCAUAAUGCAACAGUGGGAAACAAUCACUGGCCACCGCCUCUUAGAACGAUAUGGCAUGACUGAAUUUGUCAUGGCAAUCUCUAAUCCUUUAAAAGGUAACCGCAAAGGCGGCACCGUUGGCAAGCCAUUUCCUGGUGUGCAGGUCAAGAUCCUUUCAGAAGAUGGUGGUGCUGACGAUACAACUGGGGUUGGGGAGCUAUGUGUAAAAAGCCCUUCACAGUUUAAAGAAUAUUGGAAGCAUCCUGAGGUAACGAAAGAGUCAUUUACUAGUGAUGGAUUUUUCAAGACUGGAGAUGCUGUUAGAGUGGAUGAAGAUGGAUACAUCAUCAUCUUGGGCCGUACAAAUGCAGAUAUAAUGAAGGUUGGUGGAUAUAAGCUAUCUGCACUGGAGAUAGAAGCCGUUCUUUUGGAGCAUCCAGGGGUAUCAGAGUGCUGUGUGUUGGGCUUACCUGAUAAAGACUAUGGGGAAGCUGUGUGUGCAAUAGUUGUGCCAGAUGAGGCAGAGCUUAGGGGGAAGGGUGCGUUAGAAUCAAAAUCUGCUCUCACCUUGCAACAACUUUCUGAUUGGGCCAAGGACAAACUUGCCCCUUACAAGAUACCGACCGCUCUCUACUUGUGGGAGUCACUGCCUCGCAAUGCAAUGGGAAAGGUGAACAAGAAAGAGCUGAAGAAAAUUUUGAUGGAUGAGGUAAAAGAAGUGGCGACUUGAUUAAAAAAACAGGCAGAGAUUGAGAAAUGCCAACAGUCAACAAUGGUAAAUAGAGCUCUUGGAAGAGUCCCAUUACACAUUCUUAUUUCUGAGCAGCAUACAUUAUAUUAUGCACUACUGGCAACCCAUUAUUCAAAAUUAAAGACCCAAAUUUACUCAUUUCUCCCUCUUUUUUUUUUGUUUAUAGUUUCUUGAAAAUCCCCAACAGAAAACAAGUGAGUCUAUCAUAGUUUCCUACUAGCAGUCAACGAGUGCCGCCAAUAUAUACUCCAUUUGUUGUAAACGCAUAUUUUUUAGUUUUCACUUUAUUAUGGGAUGGAAUGUGCUUUAGCUAGUAUUUU